Molecule: messenger RNA, 819 nt
Organism: Lichtheimia ornata
Lineage: Eukaryota; Fungi; Mucoromycota; Mucoromycetes; Mucorales; Lichtheimiaceae
Exons: 2
Coding region: 1-819 (272 amino acids)
Source: RefSeq, a predicted model, not a curated record
AUGGAAUUUCUUCGUAUAUCCCCAAAGUAUCAAAAUGAAUCAUGGAUCACCUUAUGCUCGGAUUUAUUACACAGCUUUGGCAAUGGCAACCGUAAAAGAAGGAAAGAAUCCAUGAUCCAUCAACAGCAUGUACCGCCACCACCACCAUUAUCAUCAUCAGCACAACAACAACGAUCCAAAAGGAAACGCCACUCGGAUGAUCUACCGACGUAUGAAUAUGCAGCAGGCGACCCAGUCAUUGACAUCCCAGCAACGCUGGUGAAUAGCGAUCCCUACUCAAAUACACAAACAAGAUGUUAUCGAAGGCGAGGUGAACAGCGCGUUUGCCAUGAUACCACUUUCAUGAGAAGAGAGUAUCAUUGUCUAGAACAAUUACCACCCUAUAGCUGUACCGUGUACAAGAUGGGGUAUGUCCGCAUAAAGCAAGAAUCUGGUGCGCGUGGAGAGAGGAUUAAGCAAUGCCCUUGGAGAAGUAAAGCCGAAUGCAUCGACAAUCGAACGCCGCCAAUAUUGACAGUAUCUAUGCAACGAGUGGAUGCUGGCAUGGCAACGGAGUACAAGAGGCGACCAAGAGUGCUACGUUUAUGGAUCCCUAAUGGCGAGCAAUUUCUACUAAGGUCGAAUGAUAUCAAGGACAUGGUUUCAUGGAUUGAGCAUUUGCAGGCAGCAGCCAAUAUUAGCGUGGAUCUUGAUCAUAGGCGGAUGCCACGGUUUGUGACCAUGAUACGGCCUAAUAACAACAGCAGUGGACAUACAUUUAAUCUCGAUCUUGGUCAUGAGCAGCGUACGGUAGUUAGUAUAUGCCGUUCACGAUGUUGA